UGGAUUGUAGCCUUUGAUGUGAUCAUGGUAGGCGUCGCUUUUAAAUCAGCUAUAACUACAAGCGUUUAACCUAAACUUUUAUUAGUUUUACUUGCAAGCCUUACGGAUUGUACUGAAGAGACUUGGUCGCAGGUUCGAUCAAGUAUCGGAAGGUGAUAAAAGAGCAAAUCAGCCCUAACGUCGAGAGUACAAUAAUUUUAUAAACUCUAUUUAUAACAGCUUCAAAUAAAUCUAAAAAAAUAUAUCAUACAUAUAACUUAUUUUUCAAAGAAAUUGACAAAGAAAUUGCCAUUAUGCAUUCCAAAGCACUCUACAUUACAAGUCUUUUGCUAUUUAUUUUUUACACAAGUGCACAAGAUAUUACCUACUCCGGAGACACGACAACAGCCAUCGAGACAACCUACACAGACGUCACUAUAACAACAUUACUGAGCACUGCAGCAUAUACCACUUUACCAACAACUAUACAAACCACAGAACCACCGUGUACGCCUGCUCAAGCUCUGUUUCAAGCUGGUGGUAUUCCAUUACUGCCAGAAGAUGAUACGUAUCAGCAUCUUUGUUUCCCAGUCGAUGUUCCAAUUAACAACGAAAAGGUGGAUUGUGUUUAUAUUUAUGUAAAUGGAUUGAUAAGCACCAAGCCUACGUUCAGCUAUGAGGCCGAAAAUCUUCUGUCUUCAGAUUCAUAUACGUUUGCGCCUUUCUGGUCAGACAUUGAUAUUCGUGCACAGGGAAGCGUAUCCUACAGGGAGGUAGAAAAAUAUCCCGUAUCUCGAGAUAGCACUACUCACACCAGUCUCUUAGGCGAAAUAAAUGAAUUUAUUAAGACGAAAGGACAGAUUAAUAAUUUUGACACAGUAUACGCAUUGAUUGUUACUUGGACAGAGGUUAUACCUCAUCGUGCAGCAGAAACGGAAAAGAGCUUAACAUUCCAGUUUAUUUUGGCUACGGACGGAGCAUUUACAUACGCUGCUUACAUAUACGAUACUUGCAACGCGACCUGGGAUUUCGAGUUUGAUGUGGCAAUGGGAUAUGCUGCUGGUGCUACUAACGUUUACAACAAUUUAAAGUCAUUAACGGAUACCAUUAUUAGUGAUAGUCUGCUACCUGGGAGAGAGGGUGAAGCAACGUGGGUAUUUUUGGUGUCUAGCGAGUCUCCACAAAAUUUCAAACUUCAAUGCCUUGAAUGGCAUUGGGAUAAUAAAGAUGUACAGUUGAUCAAUUCGAACGAAAUGGUACAAUGUCCAUGUACGGUAAAUCAAAUGCAAAUCUUUGUAAGCUUUCAGUUCUUUCAAGAAAGCGGCUGUUACCAUCACGCUAUGGAUUUCCAAGGGCAAAGCAAGAUUUGUUGUUAUGACGAAAAUACCGGUUCAUUAGUAAGGGGCAAUGUGGAAAAGAAUGUAUAUUACAAUCAAUUGUGGACAUCAGAAGAUUACGAACCAUAUCAACAUUGCUGCAAAGACUCAAAUUAUUGCAAUAUUUUUUAUGAAAACAGGCCCAAAGAUGAUUGUAAAUUAUGGCAACAACAACCAGCAUCAUUCAUGUUUGGUGAUCCUCACUUCAGAACACUUGAUGGAUUACGCUAUACCUUUAAUGGCUUUGGUGAGUUCGAUUUACUGAAUAUUUUCAACAGCUCAGACGAUUCACCAAUCUUAAAGAUACAAUGUCGAACCAGAAAAAUCGAUACCGGAGAGGCAACAGUAUUCGAGGCGUUUGCAUUUAAAACACCGUUAACUAACGUACAAGUAAUGACAUCCCUCAACGCAGAAGCUGUAGUUAUUAACGAAAAUUCCACAGAGCUGACUCAGUUUAAAUCGGACAAGAAUUUCCAGUUGCGACAGCAUGGAGUUUUUAUACGAAGACCUUCACCUGACAAAGAAACUUAUUGGAUUUCUUUCUCCAGUGGUAUCACUGCCAGUAUCACAUACGCAGAUAAACUCUUAAACAUUGGUAUUUCUAUGACUUUAAACAAGUCGUUGAUAUACACAAACGGGCUGCUAGGAACGUUCAAUGGCAACAAAACCGAUGACCUCCAGCUUCGUAAUAAGACCUAUCUUUCAGCUGAUUCAGACGAAGAGACUAUUUACAGAAAAUUCGGUUUAAACUGGGCCACCACUGAUUCAAUAUUUCAAUACGAAAAUGGUCGAACUGCGAGCAGUUAUCGUCAUCUAGAUUAUGUACCAGUUUUUUGGAGCAACAACUUCACCACUAACUCUACCGUGAAUACUUUCUGUAAAAAUGAACAGUCGUGUAUCUACGAUUACGUGCAAACGAAAGAUGAGUCUAUAGCACGCGGGACUCGAGAUAUGGUUGACACGAUAGCCCUUAUUUCACUGCUAGAACUUUAUCCACCUCCUGUAAUAAAUGGCAGCCAGAAUGUUUACUUGUCUGAAAAUGAGACUCUGGAACUUGAAUUCAACAUAAAUUAUGAAAAACAGUACAAUAUAUCAUUGGUAGUUUUAGAAAAUAACUCCUCUGUUAUAACAAUGUCCAAUGAUACAGUGAUGGUUAAAUUAACUGCAAGCGGCGAAAAUAUAUCAGCUGCAUUCCUGAUUACCUCGGACAUAGGCCAUAAAACCCAAACAUUCAAAUUAAAUAUAAUUGUCUGCCCGAAAUGUGUGAAUGGAAGUUGCGAAGCCGAGAGUCAGUUCAGCAAUCCUUUAAGAGUCUCACAAUAUUUACCUUGUACUUGCAACGCUGGAUGGGCAGGUGAUGAUUGCUCAUUUGACAAUCGGUGCGCCCCAUUUGAUUGCACCAAUGCAAGUACCCUCGAGAGAUGCAUAUGUAAAUGCCCAGGAGGUUAUGAGUAUAAAGAUGACAAGUGUGUAGAGAUCAACGAAUGUCUUACACAGUCACCAUGCGAACAAAACUGUAUUAAUACCCAAGGAAGUUACUCUUGCUCGUGUAACCCUGGUUAUAUUAGGAAUGGCGACAAUUGUACAGAUUUAGACGAGUGCAAAGAACAAAAUGACUGCCAGCACAAUUGCGCGAAUACCAACGGGUCAUACAGCUGUAGUUGUCGCCCUGGUUAUGCACUGAAUGCAGAUGGCAAGACAUGUGACAAAGAUGCAUCAUUGAACUGUAGUAGCUGCUCUGCUUUCCAUGGAUGUAUGAUUAAUGCGUCAAACAUAACAACGUGUUUUUGUGAUUCGGGUUAUGAUAUGAAUUCUACAGGAUGCUUCGAUACUGACGAAUGUUCAAAAUACUCGGGAAUAUGUGGAAAUGCUACCUGUGUUAACACCGACCCUAGCUACAAAUGUGAGUGUAGUGAGGGAUACAUUUAUGAUAAAAGUGAAAAAACUUGUGCCGAUUGUCCGAAGGAGAAUUAUGGAAAAAAUUGCAACAAAACAUGCCACCCUUUAUGUGUGGCUUGUGAUAAAAUAAACGGCUGUGUUUGUGAAAGCGGUAAGAAAGGAGACAACUGUUCUAUAGAUAUCAAUGAAUGUCUAUUAUCAAGCAGUGUGUGCGAUCUUAAUACAACUACAUGCGAAAAUGUAUUUGGAUCAUAUUAUUGCAAAUGUAUCGCUGGUUAUAGUAAGACGACUGAUACCAGAUGUGUAGACAUUGAUGAAUGUGCCGAGAGAAAAGCACACUGUUCUGCAAACGCUAUUUGUACCAACACGAUAGGAAGCUAUAAAUGCACAUGUAAAAAAGGAUUUUCAGGAAAUGGUUCCAUCUGCGACGAUAUUAACGAAUGUAAUGAAACAUUAACGAAUGUAAAGCACAACUGCAGCCAAAUUUGCGAGGACACAGACGGUUCUUACGCCUGUAAAUGCAGACCAGGCUACCACAUUGCAGACGACAGAGUCUCUUGCUUAUAUCAUGGUGAUGACAUGUGCAUAAUCAACCAAAACGUUUGUUCCGUAAAUGCCAUAUGUUCUAGCUUGAACGAAAAUUAUACUUGUACUUGUAAAGAUGGAUUUGAAGGAGACGGUUUCACUUGUAAAGAUAUCAACGAGUGCGAAAGGAAAGAAUAUAAAAACUGUUCAAUUCACGGUGAAUGCACGAACAAUUUAGGAAGUUAUAAUUGUACGUGUAAGACAGGUUGGACGGGAGAUGGAUUCAACUGUACAGCUCUUGCUGAGAAUUUCGAUGAGCAAUUGAUUUAUAUCAUAGUUGGAGUUAUAAUGGCAUUGCUUGUGUGGUUGGUUAUUAUGAUCUUCUGCGUUUGGUGUUGCUGCUUCGGAGGUUAUAAACGCUAUCGCACUCGCCACGAAAUGCUAACUUCUACAUUGGACUACGACCCUUACAACGUCCAACAAGGAUUUGGUUCACUAUCGUCAACGUUCAAUGGUAGAGGACGAGGAAGAUAUUACUUUGGAAAAUUCCUAGGUACCAAAUAUCUUCGAAAUUGGGCCGAGUUCAGUCCGGAUGCAGGAGAGGAUCCGAUGCCAGGAACUUCUUCAGAUUCGAUAAACCAAAGUUCAACAAAUCUCAGCGACUCAAGAUGGAAACGCGUUUUGGAGAAAGUAAAUAAAACAGAAGUUUUCCAUAUAGACAGACCAGAAAUUUCAACACGAAGUUACUUCUCAUAAAAAGAAAGAAGAAAAAGAGGAAAGAAUCACGGUUUUUCCAACAUAAAGAUGAAUCACUGCAGAGAAUAAUUUUGCGUAAAGAUAAUUCAAAGAAAGUAUAAUAAUAACAAUUCAAGAAUUUCUGAAUCACUGAAUGGGUGAAUGUGAGGAUGUAAGGAUGUAAGGAAGAAUAAUUUGAAGAAACUUUUUUGAAAUUCACUUACUUUACGAAAAAAAUUGAAGAUUGAUCAAAUCAGGA
This is a messenger RNA of Octopus sinensis (East Asian common octopus), 4773 nucleotides long. RefSeq names its product mucin-like protein. The record is from RefSeq and is a predicted model, not a curated record. NCBI's taxonomy places the organism in Eukaryota, Metazoa, Mollusca, Cephalopoda, Octopoda, Octopodidae. Gene Ontology annotation, biological process: cell-matrix adhesion. The coding region runs from base 294 to 4535 and encodes 1413 amino acids. Gene Ontology annotation, molecular function: calcium ion binding. The transcript has 31 exons.